Molecule: messenger RNA, 1186 nt
Organism: Cherax quadricarinatus
Lineage: Eukaryota; Metazoa; Arthropoda; Malacostraca; Decapoda; Parastacidae
Product: centromere protein K
Biological process (GO): mitotic sister chromatid segregation; kinetochore assembly
Cellular component (GO): nucleus
Source: RefSeq, a predicted model, not a curated record
CAAUUAAACUGUCAAUCUUUGAUACAUAGAUGCAUUUCAGUGCAAGAGUAUGACAAACAGUUCUGUCUGAGGGGUAGAGGCCCAAUUAUUGAUGAAGGAAAUAGAAAUUGUAAUAUAUAAGGAGGUCGUGGUGGCCCUAUAAUCCCCCAACAAAGAAGACUGAGCGGGACGGUGUGAACCUCGGUGAUCUUCCCCACAGUUAUCCCCUCAGGAAGGAAUAAUGGCAACUGCGAGUGAGAGAAUAGAUCCACAUAAGGUUCAAGAGAGCUUGGAAGUUUUCUGCGCCCAAACCGAGAAAAGACUGGAGGAGUUGGAAGCGUCAGUAGGACAGAGAUGUGAGACUGUGGCCCAGGAUGACAUCCCUGAUCUGAUGAAGACCAAGCUGCACCUGCAGAGUCAGAUUGAAGCUAUAAUAAACUCUGAUUUAGUGGAGCUACCCAAUGACAGCCACUUACUGAUCAAGGUGGCCAAGGAAGAGGCUGAAACUAUGGCCAAUGAUAAUGCAAGAACUCUGUCUCAUUACAGAGAAAAGUUGAUGAAGUUAAAAGAGGAGAAAAACAUGUAUGAAGAAAUGAUAAAGAAAGCAACUCUUGUUAAUGAACAGCUGGACCAAAUACUUAAUAAGAGAUCAGAAAAGGACAAACUUGAACAAAUAAGAAGAGGGUAUGAACGAUCAGCAGUUUUCUUCCGAUUGCUGCGCAGUCAACUGCAGGUUAUACUCGCAGAGUUUUAUCCAGGUGACGGAGACAAGAUAACAAUGGAGAACCUACUAGAAAGCUUGGUCACAAAGAUGCUACAUGACCAGAAUGACCCUUACGUUGACAUUGAUGACACAAUGAAAAGUAGCCACAUAGAGCUGCUGCUUCGUGUCAACUUGAUCACCAGACACCCUCAAAACAUCAUGAAAAUUAGAUUUGUGGAUCCUAGAUAUUAAAUGAGAAAUGGGGGUGCCCUAAUACUGGUGAAGUGUUCUUGAUCCAGAGAAUUGGAACUACCUUCUCCUUUUAUCAAACCCGAUUAAUUCCCAUUUCCCAGACACUGUAUGAUCCUACUAGCUUAGCAUUUUCCCAUAAAUGCUCAAUGUAAUAAUUGUAAGCUUAAGACAGUUAUCACAAUCAUUCUGUCCAACUUAUGUCUUUUUCUGUUUUUUCAAUAUUACAUGCACAAAUAAAUCAGCUGUAUUUUU